GAAGUGACUGAUAUCAUGCAACAGAACUCUGGUCUGCUUUCCCAGAUGGACAGACUGUCCCUUCAGUCUCCGCUCAGACUCCUCAGUGUUUUCGUUUUCUAUCUUCUCCUAGCACACUCUUGUAGAGGUCAAUCUCAGUUAAUUGGUCCACUUCAGCCAAUAGUGGCAAGAGUAGGCGAUGACAUCAUUUUACCAUGUCAUCUGAAACCUGCAGUGGAUGUUGUUGCCAUGACGUUGGAGUGGAAGAGACCGGACCUGGUGUCUGAAUUUGUCUUAGUAUGGCGUGAUGGUCAGGACUUUGUGGAUACUAAAAAUCCAUCUUACAAGGAACGAACAUCACUGUUCAUUGAUGAACUGAAGCGAGGAAACCUUUCACUGAAACUCUCCAAAGUACAACUCUCUGAUCAGGGAACGUAUGAAUGCUACAUUCCAGACCUGGAUAAACAAUCUUUAGUUAAGCUUGUUGUUGGUGAGUCUGAGUUGAUCGGUUCACCUCAGCAAAUAGUGGCAACAGUUGGUGAUGACAUCAUUUUGCCAUGUCAUCUGGAACCUGCAGUGGAUGUUGCUGCCAGGACAUUAGAGUGGACGAGACCCGACCUGAACCACAGCUUUGUCCAUGUGUGGCGUGAUGGUCAGGACCUCAUACAUGUUAAAGAUCCAUCCUACACAGGAAGAACAUCACUGUUCACUGAUGAACUGAAGCACGGAAACAUUUCACUGAAACUCUCCAAAGUGAAACCUUCUGAUGAGGGGAGAUACAAAUGCUGCAUUCCAGAUAUGAAUACAGACUCUUUCAUUGAGCUUGUUGUUGGUUCUGCUUUCUCACCGGUCAUAGCUUUAGCAGGGAUUAAUGAAGCCACCAGAGGAGUGAUGUUAGACUGCAGGUCUGAAGGCUGGUAUCCAGAGCCUGAGGUGUUGUGGCUGGACGGUGAGGGAAACCUCCUCUCUGCUGGACCUCCAGAGACAGUCAGAGGUCCUGAUGACCUCUAUACUGUCAGCAGCAGAGUGACUGUGGAGAAGACACACAGCAACAGCUUCACCUGUAGAGUCCAACAGAAGAACAUCAACCAGACCAGAGAGACACACAUCCAAGUUCCAGAUGAUUUCUUUAACGUCCAGUCCAGUUCUGUUCCCAUCAACACUGGUUUGGCUGUUAGUUUGGCUGUUUGGAUCAUCAUGUUUAUUCUGUUGCUUCUCUUUGUUGUGUGGAAAUGGAGACAAAUCAUAAUCAAAACCAAGAGAAGCUGCAGGGAUCAAACUGAUGAAGGAGAAAAGAAAAAACACUCUAAAACUAAUAAAACUGAAGAUCAGUGUGUCACUGAAGAAAGAGAGAGAGAGCAGCUCAUGACACAUGAAACGGUGGAAAUGGAGGUUCUGAAGGGAAACGAGCAGAAGAAGAGCAAACAUAGAGAAACUAAAGGAGCUGAGCUGCAGCAGCUCCAUGAAGAGAAGAAGAGGAACGACAACGAGCUGCAGAGCCUGAAGGAAGAGCUGGAGAAGAAGAACAAAGAGCUGGAGAGAACUAGAAACACCUCUAGCAAGUCUAUCAUUCAUUCUUUGGGAUUCAGCAACGAAGAUCAGCAGAAGAAGGAAGAACAGCAGAAGAAGGAAGAAGUGGAGACACUGAAGGAGAAGUUGGAGAACCAACAGAAGGAAUCAGACACCAACAUUCAGGAGUUUGAAGACAAAGCAGCUGAAGUCCAGCAGCUUCAGGAUCAGAUUCAGAGGAUGGAGACCAACCUGCAGACCCUGAUGGAGUCCAACAACAUGGAGUUGGAAAGAAGCCGAGCCGCUCCAGUCCGCUCUUCCUCCUCUGGGAUUAAGUGGCCGAUGGUCUCCAGACAGAAGUUCCAGGAUGAGCAGCAGAGGAGACACGAAGCUGAGAACAGAGUUCAGACCCUGGAGGAGGAGCUGCAGACUAAGAACAGGGAGCUGAAGGACAAACAACUAGAAACAGCUGAGGCACAGUGGAAGAAGGCUAAUGAAGAGCUGAAGAGCAAGGAUGAGGUGAUCAACCAGCUGAAGGGAGAGAUGAAGGACAAACAAGCAGUUAACACACAGUGGAAGAAGACUAAUGAAGAGCUGAAGGACACAAAACAUCAACUGAAGAUCAAGACUGAAGAGAUCAGCCAGCUGAAGAGAGAACUCUGUGAUCAGCAGCAGAAGAAAGAGGAAGCUGAGAGAGAACUGAAGCAGCUGAUGACCAAGAACACUGAGAUUGAGAAGAAGCUCCAUGAUGAGAAGACUAAAAGGGAGGAAGCUGAGAAAGAAGUGAAGAACCUAAAGAAAGAGAUGCAGACCAAGUUUGAGAAGCAGCUCCAUGAUGAGAAGACUAAAAGGGAGGAAGCUGAGAAAGAAGUGAAGAACCUAAAGAAAGAGAUGGAGGACAAGAGCAGCUCAGCCAGUCAGAGCUCAAACACAGAACUUCCCAUUGUCGUUGAGGUCAACCAACGGGGCAAUUAUAUCCGUCUCAAAAACACGGUCCUUCAGGACCAAUGACUGGGAGGCUGGACGUUAGAAAUGGAGGUCAACGAAAAAAUCAUCACAUACACAUUUAAGUCAUCAUUCAAACUCAAGUCUAGAGGCACCGUCACUAUGUUUGGCACAGGUUGUUUUCAGCAGUAUGACCUGUGUUGGAAGGACUUGACACCCUGGAACUCUGGAGACAAUCUGAAGUUCACCCUCAUCAGCAAAACUGGCGUCCGACAUCAACUCAAUUCAUUCUAACUGAGCUGUUAUUAAUUAGCCGGCUGUCAUACUCGUUUUCUUUUUUUAGCUUAUCUUAUCUGUUUGCUUCUUGGGAAAGGGUAAAAAGUUACCAUCAGUAACACCAGAAUGGAUUCUGAAUGGUAAAUAGUGAUGUAAACAUUAUACACCAGAAACAACAGGACUCCAUUUUUCUCUUGCUCUCAUUAUGUUAUUGCUCCUACUUUUCAUGUCGGCAGUGUCUUGUUAACCCUCGUGGGCUGGGCACCUUUUAGUGGAUGCUGCUUCGAAAAAAUAAAUGUACUCACUCUUCUUCUGGUAAAUUCAACAAUUCAAACAUGUUUUGUUUGAAAUUUGGUGGAAAGUCUGCAUUUGUUUUA
Messenger RNA from Sebastes umbrosus (honeycomb rockfish), 3086 nucleotides. RefSeq lists its product as uncharacterized. Lineage: Eukaryota; Metazoa; Chordata; Actinopteri; Perciformes; Sebastidae. The record is from RefSeq and is a predicted model, not a curated record. The transcript is spliced from 21 exons. Bases 16 to 2499 code for a protein of 827 amino acids.